This is a messenger RNA of Brienomyrus brachyistius, 2796 nucleotides long. Its product is annotated as cartilage-associated protein-like. Gene Ontology annotation, biological process: collagen fibril organization; peptidyl-proline hydroxylation to 3-hydroxy-L-proline. Gene Ontology annotation, molecular function: collagen binding; protein binding. The coding region runs from base 424 to 1686 and encodes 420 amino acids. The record is from RefSeq and is a predicted model, not a curated record. Lineage: Eukaryota; Metazoa; Chordata; Actinopteri; Osteoglossiformes; Mormyridae. Gene Ontology annotation, cellular component: endoplasmic reticulum. The transcript is spliced from 8 exons.
GAGUGUAUGCUUUUGUACCGACUGCCGUCAUUUGUAACCCAUCAUAUGCAUGAAUGGUGAUGCUUACAGUAUAUAUUUUUCCAUAGCCUUAGGUGUAGUGCUGCGUGGCUGCAGUUUUCAAGUUUGUUCAGCUGCUUUUUGGCAAGUCUCUACAAUCAAUCGUUAGACCGCUUUAGGCAACAAAAUGCUUAUACAAACAGUUCAAAGGAGACUGACUGGACCCAUCGUGGUGCUUUUACAGUAAGGUUUCCUAUUCUAAAAUUGGACGGUAUAAUUUAAAUCCACGCAAUCCGGCCAUUUCCGCUGCAGUCUAGCGGGGACGCCCAGUCACAAGCCCCUUCUCCCCGCCCCGUAGUCGGGCAUGAUCUGCUAACGGGUUGAGUAGUCGUCCUUGCCAGGGAAUGUCUGUGCGAAGGAUCUGAAAUGGCACGAAUGUCUCAUUUAACUUUCGCAACGUUUCUCUACCUGUUCACCUUUUAUGCUGAUGCGCAAUACGAGACGUAUAGUUUCCGAAGUUUUCCGAGCAACGAACUUAUGCCACUUGAAUCCGCUUACAAAUAUGCGCUAGAUCAAUACACUAAAGAAAACUGGCAAGAAUGCGUGGACUAUUUGGAAGUGAGCCUGAGACUUUACCGACUAUUUAAAGACAGUGAGGCUUUCUGCAAUCUGAACUGUAGCUCUGUGCGAUUAGACAAUGAAGAGAAGUUUGAGGAGUUUCCGGAGCUCCAUGCAUUCGGCAAUAUCAUGAAAAGGGCCCAGUGUUUGAAGAGGUGCAAGCACGGCUUGCCUGCUUUCCGACAGACCAUGCCCAGCCGAGAGACGCUGGGGGAGUUCGAGAACCGGGAGCCCUACAAGUACCUUCAGUUCGCCUUCUUCAAAUCCAACAACCUGGCAAAGGCUGUAGCUGCGGCACAUACCUUCAUGCUGAAGCACCCAGAUGAUGAGAUGAUGAAGAGGAACAUGGACUAUUACAAAAGCCUUCCAGGAGCAGAGGACCACCUUAAAGACCUAGAGGCUAAAUCUUAUGAGGCACUGUUUAUCCGAGCAGUGAGAGCGUUCAAUGCUGGCAUCUUCCGCACCUCUGUGGUGGACAUGGAGCUCGCCCUGCGAGACUUCUUCACAGCUUAUGACGAGUGCCUAGCUGCAGCUGAGAGUUCCAGAGAUAUUCAGGAUUUCAAGGACUUCUAUCCAUCCAUAGCAGAUCACUUCACAGAGGUUUUGGAGAGAAAGGUCAGGUGCGAGGGUCAGCUCACACCCGUCGUAGGCGGCUUCAUCGUAGACAAGUUUGUUGCCACCAUGUACCACUACCUCCAGUUUGCUUAUUAUAAGCUGAAUGAUCUGAAGAACGCUGUGCCCUGCGCAGCCAGCUAUACUCUGCUGGACCCCGGAGAUGACGUCAUGAAGAACAAUAUUGUCUACUAUCAGUACCACAAGGACAAGUGGGGGCUCUCCGAGGAGGACUUCUUACCCAGAGCUGAGGCUGUGCGAUAUUUUAACCAGACCAACAUGCAGCUGGAGAUGCUGGAGUUUUCACAAAAGCACCUGCAGGCAGAUGAUGAAAUGUCGGUAUAUUCGGUGCCGGUCCCUUCAGUUUUUACCCCCAUACCCAUAUUCGGUGCCGGUCCCUUCAGUUUUUACCCCCAUACCCAUAUUCGGUGCGGAGCAGAAGAUAGAUGGAGGUGCUGACGUUUCUUGAUGAGCUUCUGGAGGCAGAUGAUAGUAGCUAGAGACAAGUCUACCACAAACACAUACCCAGCACUCUGAUUUCUGCUUGCAUUGUUGGCAGUUGGAGGGUAGCUUACAUUUGCGUCCUCCAGUGUUGUCGCUAUCAUAAACACCAUCCUUCUUUUUAUCCUGAUUUUUUGUAUAUGCUUCAUCACACCACGUUGUUUUGGUGGUUCUUCAAGUCUUCCCUCACUGGCCCCCAUCGACAACUGAUUGUUAUUGUCGACCCUUUCCAAAGGAAUGGUACUUCAUCGACAGAACCUCUGACCUAAAGACUAAAGACUUCCUCAGAGAUAUCGCUCGUCCAACUCCCCUCGUGACAUUAAAAUGCGCAGUGAAGUCGGUGUUAUCCAUGACUCGGUAUCAUUCAUUCCAGAAAGAGUGAGCAAAUAUGGCUGUUACCAAGCAGAAAGUGGCAAUGGCAUGAAAGGAAAUGACCGCUUUUGGCCUGUUGUGUUUUAUGUAUGGAAUCUGGAAUUCCACAUUGUUACAUUGUAAUUGCUCGGAAUGUGAAUUUUGUACCAUCACAUGGAAUUUUCGUCCAUAGAUCGGUUCUAGUUUCAUGCGACUAGUCGUCAUUUGUCGGUGUUGUUUUUGCUUACCUGUCUACACUGUGAAUUUGUCAUGGUUUCGGUUUUUGCCACCAUCUAUGAUGCCUUGAAGAUCCAUGCCGAAGGUAAGACCUAGUCCCCGCUGUGCCCUUGGGCUGGUGCUUCUCAGGCCAGACUGCCAUGUUUGGUGCUUUGUUUUUGGAUAAUAUCUCUGUUGAAUCCCACCUACCAUACAUACAUGGACUUUCAUCUACCUGCAGUUUGCUAAACGUGUCCAUAGUAAUAGAAGUACAUUAUUCCUUUGAAUUUGUGAUAAAUCACACAUUUUAGGAUGAGGAAAAGUUGAACAAAAUUUUAUUUACUUAUUUAUUUUUUAUAAUUAGUUUUUGCAAUCAGUUUCAGGAACAGAAGUUGCUGUUUUACCCUAGAAGAGUGCAGACUGACAAUCUAAGUAUUCAUUGUGUUUGUGAAAAGUGUAUAACUGUUGGUAGGAGAAAUAAAAGUUCAUACUGAGAAUUUA